This is a messenger RNA of Pistacia vera, 1588 nucleotides long. RefSeq lists its product as uncharacterized. The transcript has 3 exons. The annotation marks the transcript as partial. Lineage: Eukaryota; Viridiplantae; Streptophyta; Magnoliopsida; Sapindales; Anacardiaceae. The record is from RefSeq and is a predicted model, not a curated record.
AUGGGUUUGCCGCAAGUGUCCUCUAGUGAUAGUGAUGAGGAAGUUGCAGCAACAUCAUUGGGCUCAUUUUUGCAAAGCCCACCACGAUUUGCUGGUGCAAGCACCUGUGAUUUGGAUGGAAUUCAUGAAGGAAGUACAAGCCAAACAGUUACGGAUAUCCCGUGCUCCUCUUUUGGAGAUUUCCCGAGGCAAGCAUCCUUGGAAUUUUCCAAGUUUUCUGAUGGAUCAUUUGGAUUUGGAGGGUCAAAUGAUGCUCUGCCCAGCGUUCAGGGGUUCAAGAUCGGUUCUGCAGAUAAAGGUGGUUUGUUUACUCUUAAAAGUGGACGGAGUAUCCAAGACCCUGUGUCUAGGAUUGUGGGUUUUGAAUCACGUGGAACAAGUUCUCUAGGUAAGGAAUUUAAUGGAGCUUCUUCUGAUGAUGUUCAUUCUUCUUCUGUUGAUCGCUUCACAGUUAGUGGAACUGAGUCCAGUGGGUCAUUAGUCAGAAAGCGGUUGUUGUCACCUUUAAAGAGUAUGCUUUCACCGGACCAAUUUAGUGGAGAUCUUCUGGACAUUGGCUUCAGCGAUUCUCAAAUGUCUUUCUCUGCUGGGGCUGACAGUUCUAGCAUUUCAGUAUCGCAAGACCAUAAGAAAGUAAAUGUUGGAAUCAAAAUCCCCUGCACUGCACCAUCUUGGUCCUUAUCCAGUUGCUUGGAUAUGCCAUCUGAUAACAGAAGAAGAACAUCCAUUUUUUUUACAGAUGGCCCUUUGCUGGAAAACAAUGAGCCAAGCAGUCAUAAUAAUUGUUCGAAUAUACCUGGACUUGAUCAUUUCAAUGAAUCAAGUAAGGUAAGACCUCGUAGUGGGGUGAUAUCUAUAUCCCCCAAAAAGCCGAUCUCAACUUCUGUUUCGUUGUCACCUCUCGGUCCAAAGUUGUCUGAAAGAAUAGAAACUGCAGGAAAAUACAGGAAGGUUAAGAAAGAGAUAGAGGAUUGUUGUUCACCUUUAAAGAAUUUAGAGGAGUCUAUUGACAAAUGUGACUCAGGCAUUAUCUUUGGCCCCAUAGAAGGCGAGUUUAGGUCUGGAACCCAAUCAUUUGAAGGUGUUCACAAAGAGUUUCAUCCAUCUUCUUUGGAAAGCACAGCUGGCAUGAGUUGGCCUUUGAGUCAAGAGUCACCCCCCACAGCCCACUGCUUUAGGUUCAUUAGAAGUUUGAGCGGACUCUCGGUAAGAAGGUCCCUGGUUGGUUCAUUUGAGGAAUCCCUUUUGUCUGGACGUUUAAUUUCUGGAAAAUCCAGCCAGAGAAUCGAUGGUUUCCUUGCUGUACUUAGCAUUACUGGGGGCAAUUUCUCGCCACAAUCACAGAAGCUUCCGUUUUCAGUGACCAGCGUGGAUGGAGACUGCUAUUUACUCUAUUAUGCAUCAAUAGAUCUUGCAGGAAAUUCAUCAAAUAAGUUCAGGGCCCACAAACUGCAAAAAGGUCUUGGACAUGAUGAUUCACAAACUGUCAAAAGCUGUUUUCGAAUUCCUAUGAAAGGGAGAAUACAACUGGUUCUCAGCAACCCGGAAAAGACACCUGUUCACACUUACCUUUGCAACUAUGAUUUGA